UUUGGAGUCGUCAGAAAAGCCGCUGCGUGAAACUCAUGUCGCGGCGACGCAGCAAGUUAGGCAAUGGAAUCGAUUCGGGCAGCAUGCGAGGCCUCGCGUACCGCGGGCUCGGCUACGCCAAGAAUAUUGCGGGCUUCCUCGUCAUCCUCCUCAUCCUCAUGGACGCGCUUGUUAACAACUGGACGCUAAGCAACUACCUCGGGGGCGGGUACUUUUUCUUGACGCCGCUCGGGUCGGUCCAGAACGCGCGGCAGCUCGAGACCAAGUACAGCUACAUGCGCGGUCUCUCGAUCAAGAACUUGUCCAACAUGGGUCAGUGGAUGUCGAACUUUACGAUCAUCCACUUUGUGGAGAAAAGCGACCGGCUGUACGUCAUCUCGGCGGGCGAAUACGACUUGACGCCGGCCAUGGUACUCUGCCCCGUCUUUCAAGGCGUCUAUGGCAACGUUGACAGUUCGAAAAAAGUGAAGUUGGCGCUCGCGACCGACGCGACGACCUACUACCGCGGCAACAUGCUCACGCACAUGUUUACGAACGAUGCGACCGUCGACGUGGCGACGCCAAAUAUGCGCAGCGCCGACGUCAUCGCGCGCGGGUACAUCCCUGGCCAGACGACCGUCGACAAGCGCUUCACGCGCGACUUUUCGAUCCAGAAUACGUCGUCCGAGCAGACCCAGGUCGUGCCCUACUUUCGAAUCCUCUCGCGCAACUACUGCACGGGCUGCGACCCGGUCGCCGAGCUCGGGUACUCAACAUGUGAGUUCAAACUGGUCUACAAUGACGCGGCCAAGACGCUCACGGUGACGUCCAGUGCGUUCGUGCCGGGCUCGACGUACAAGCUCGGGUCCACGGUGCUCAAUUCCGCGUUUGGCCAAGUCGCGAUCGUGACCAAGCUCAUUGCGAUUUUGUUUGCGAUCGCGGGAUACCUCGCGGGCCGGCGCACGAUCCAGUGGCUUGAAGUGGACCCAGCGAAACCCGACUCGAUGCUCACCAAGGUUCUUCGGACGGUCAUUCCAAAGUACUUUCCGUACCAGAGCGACGCGCUCAGCUACGACAUGUUCAUGUACAACUCGGACAUUUUCGUGCUGUUGUACACGUUCGCGGUGCUCCUGGACCUUCAAAACAGCAUGCAACAUACGCGCAAUGUCAAUUUCUACAACGCGCUCGCGCCCCGGUUCCUUGUUUCGAUUGAGAUGUUUUCGCUCUCGCUGCGUCUGCUAUGGGGCAACCUCGCGAUCCUCAAGCUCGCCAAAUUGCUCUGGAACCUCCUCGGCAUUGCGUCGUACAAUGGCCAGAGCACGACCAUGGGCUUCUUCAAUUUCUCCAGUGUCACGUACCUCUACCUCUCGGCGAUUCUGCUCUGUUACGUGCCGGCGCUCAUCGAGUACAACAACUCGGUGUCGGUCGACAUUUCCAACGCGAUCGAGCCGAUCGAUGGCAUUGGCGUCAAUGUCAUCAACGGCAAAUACCUCCGCGUUGCUCCGUACGUGGUGUUCGCACUCGUCCUCAACCUCUUGGGGGUGAUUCUGCUGGAUCACGGCAUCAACUACAAGUACUUCAAGAUGCUGCGCAAAAACAGCUUGGCGCGCCAAGCGGUCUACAACAGCACGUCGAUCCUGUGCGAUUUUCUCUGGGGCAUCGAGCCGCGCGCCCAUGUCAACGGCGCAGACGGCGCGAUUGUCCUCGUGCGCGCCCGGCGCCUCAACCUUGUGAUUCGAAAGAAGGCAGCGCUGCAGGUCAAGAGCUCGGUGCGCUCGGCGAAGGCCAGCUCCGUGUGGGAUGCGUCAGCGACCGACACCUCGACGAUUGCAACGACAACGGAUGCCGACGAGGGCACGGAGAACAUGUGUCUCCUCGUCCAGGACUGGGACCGCAACAUCCACCUCCUCGACCACACGCUGACCGAGGUGACGAGCCUUGUGUACAACAUCAAAGUGCUCAAGAACACGCGCAUCACGAUCCGAUGACUCCAGACCCUUUACAUAUUCUCGUGCAUAUCAAUAGACAAUUGCAUUCUAGUGCAUGUAAUCGGCAAUUAGAAAACUAUUUGCGA
Molecule: messenger RNA, 2053 nt
Organism: Saprolegnia parasitica CBS 223.65
Lineage: Eukaryota; Oomycota; Saprolegniomycetes; Saprolegniales; Saprolegniaceae
Exons: 2
Coding region: 36-1967 (643 amino acids)
Source: RefSeq, a predicted model, not a curated record